AAUAAAAUGAACUAUUAUCUGGCACAUCGCUGCUUCUUCGAACUUGCUUGCUGCAGAGUCGAAAACUCGUUCGUUCAUCUAGGUUUUGUUCGUGCUGUUUGGACAACAGUUAAAAAUAAUACGCAAGUAGGCGAUAUUGAUAAACCACAAGUUGGAUAGAGUUUCGAAACAACUUGUGGUUGAGAGAGUGACAGAGGGAUGGAGAGACACAGAACAAAAAAAGAGGCAGACAACUCGUUUCGAAAAAAGAAUUGUCGUUCGCAAAAAGAAAAACAUGAGCAAGCAAAACUACUCCCACCAUGAAGAGAAAACCUUUCUUUUCCCAGUCAAAAAAGGUCUUUCUCUCCCAUCCGGAUCAAAUCAAAAAACCCAUACUCAACGACUCAACAAAAAAACUAAUCAUUAUAGUUUCAACUACAGUUUUUGUCACAUCCAAAGAGUUUGAACGUAUUCAUUCUGAAAGCGCAAGAACAACGAGUAAACUUUUCACAACUAUUAAACGAUAAUGUCAACCUCUCACGAAGUGCCUCGCUUCUACGCACGUAAUCCGGAGCGCUCGGACCGAAUUGAAGUAGUUGAAUCGCUUUUGCUUUUGGCUUUGCUACCACAUCAACUAGGGUUGCGACUGUUGUGAGUGUUUUCUCACUACGAAUUCUAUUGCUAAAAGUAGAAAACUAGAGGAAAGAACUUUAUCUAGAUUGUAGGCAAGAAAAUCUUCUAGGUCAAACUUUCUCAUCCUUUCAGGUCGCCCACUUCAAUAUCGGUAGUCCCGAUGCGACCCCGAAGGGUAAGGAGGAUGAGACCCUUUCUCCCGGAUUAGUCCUGGCUGAUAUUCCUAGUCCGCUCAAGCGGCGUAGGUCGUUGCAGGGAAAGGACGGUCGAGGAGACGAUCAUGCUGAAGAUGGGAAAACUUCGACAACAUCUGCUAGUGCGAACCUGAAACAUGAUCUAGUACAUGGUCCUCAAGGUCAAGAACUACAUCGAGCAGGAACAAGUGGCGAAGUUGUAGGAAGUAGUUCUACUGGAGAAGAUGUUCACCAGGACAUAGAGGAAGCACUUGAGGAUCAAGAGCAGAUCAUCUAUUUCGACGGUGAAAUCGGUGGCCGAGUCAACUUCGCUGAAGAUCCGUGUUGCGCAGAUUUGUUGCCACCACUAUCCAAAGCAGCAACUGUACCAGUCGAACGAGGUCAAUAUGCAGCUGCUGACCUGUCUCGAAUCAGCGAAGUUUCCUGCGAAACACAUCUGAGUAAGCGACACUCUGCGCCACCGAGUCGCAGGACGAGCAGUAGGCUUGAAGACGUAGAUAUGGGAGAACAAAGCAGUGGCUUGUUGACGUUAGGUGGACAGCAACAGACCACUACGUCAAUAACAUCACAGCAGCAAGCGAGUAAGAGUACAGCCAGCCGUUCGACCGCAGCUACAACAUCUCCUAGUACAACACCUAGUACUCAACAGCAUCAUCUUCACAGAACUAGCAGGGUCCAGAACAAACGAGGCCGCACAGAUCCACGUGUACUGGGAGAGGAAAUUUAUCCUCGUAGUACUAGCUUCGUUCCAGCACCCCUUGCGCGACGCGAUCAAGCUGUGGAGGUGUUCCCACCGGAUUUUGAGACCUUGCUGGAAACGGACUCGAACGAGGAAGAAGACGCACAUGCGGUAGAGGUCGGCUCGGGAGAUGACGAUGGGCCACUUAUUCCUGUUGCUCCAGCUACUCCUGAAGAUUCGCCGUGUGCUUAUGAUUGCAAUUACAUUCCAUAAUAGUUUCAGAAAACUCACUUUACUCUCUUUUGCAUCACUUUUUGAUACAGCAUGUAGUCUACUGGCCAGCACUACCGAUGCAUCAGGGCUUAGGGUUUAGAGCACUCAGUCAGCCCAGGAUGUCGUAAAGCAAUGUUCCCUUCCUUGUCUAAUAUCAAGGCACAGGCGCACCUCCACCUACUCCGGAAGGCGGUUUGCCACAAACGGACAUGCUAAAAAACGACCUAAAAGAGGAAUUCACCACUGCGCUGCUGUUAAGACUGGUGAUUGACGAGUUCAUAUAAUUUUUUGCAUAAUUAUCUCUACUGAGAUCAUGAAUGGUAGUAUUACCACUAGCACCUGCCAUAGUCUGAUUCAACAUACUCUCAGAAUGAAUGUAUGACGCCCACCAGACAGCACUUCUCAGGAAUCUUUGGAGAACGCACAGUUUCUAACACUACACAUCACGGAGAAAUCGGAGCUCGAUCGAGUCGUUUCCCACGUCCUCUCUUUAUCGCAAGAACGAUCCUCCAAUGGCAGCAUGCUGGCUGAGUAAUGAUUCUACUACUUCUCAUAAAUGCCGUCCGAGUGAUAUGGCUGACUUUCAUUUUCUGACUCCGUGAUGGGUUACGGACUAAUUUCGUCCACAGGCUUGUGGCUAUCGAAAAAAAUUAAGUAGUGGCCGCAUCACUUAAGCGAGCCGUCGCUUAAGUGGUGACCGCAUCACCUAAGCGAGCCGUCGCUUAAGCGGUGACCAAACCACCUAGCGAGGCACUUACCGAGGCACAUAAGGGGCGCUUCCCUUAAGUGCCUCGUGCAGCACUGCUCGAGGCACUUAGGGGGGCGCUUCCCUUAAGUGCCUCGUGCAGCACUGCUCGAGGCACUUAUUAAGGGGCGCUUCCCUUAAGUGCCUCGCGCAGCACUGCUCGAGGCACUUACCGAGGCACCCAAGGGGCGCUUCCCCUAAGUGCCUCGUUCAGCACUUAGAGAGGCACUUAGCGAACCACUUAGCGAAGCACUGAGCGAAGCACUUAGCGAAGAACUUAGCGAAGCACUUAGCGAAGCACUUAGCGAAGCACUUAGCGAAGCACUUAGCGAAGCACUUAACGAAGCACCUAACGAAGCACUUUUUGGCGAAGAACUUAACGAAGCACUCUACGAAGCACUUCUUGGCGAAGCCCUUAACGAAACACUUAGCGAAGCACUUAGCGAAGCACUUAGCGAAGCACUUAACGAAGCACUUAGCGAAGCACUUAGCGCCUGAUUACAUUUCUUACUGCUUCUCGUUCUCUCGUUCUCUCAGGUGCAGCGGCAGUACUCCAGAGAAGACCACACCAGCAGAUGAGGAGCACCUAGACGCGCCUCCCUUCUCAAGCAGAGUUGAUCACGUCAAAGACGUCAAAGACGGGAAGAGCGGUUCGUGCAACUCGGAUCCUCUGCUCGUGGAAGGGGAGCAUGCACAAUCAGUCGUCACGCCAGACCGCAAAUUGAUUGCUACUAUGCUGGAAGAUGCUCCCAAGGAUCCGAGUUCAGUUCGUCGUUGCGCAGCUGAUUUUUCCUCUCCAGUACUCUCUCCACCAGAACUGAUCGCUCCAUCUGGGGAAGAGGUACUACUCUACAGCACUCAUGCGGCUUUAUGAAGACGUAAAAAUCACACUAACUUCAACUUGUUUUAUUUUUGUUUGAAUGUUCGUGGAAGUAGGAUAGUCUCUGAGUUGUACUACUUCUAAAACUUCUCUACCAAUCCACAACCUCAGGAUCUGCGAAAGGGGCUUCGGGAAGACUUACAGCGGAUUAAGUUUCCAGUAAGGGGAGAAUCAGUGCCAUUGGGGAACGCUCUGGAUCGCCUGAUUCGCAAACGAGAGGAAAUGCAGUACAGCUUUAGAUGUGAUUUUAUGACAAGUACCUCCUGUGUAAUUCUAGUCCAUCCUUAUUAUCAGGAUCAUCGAUGUAGACAAAACGAUGUCCUCUAUCUCACAUGAGCUAUCUCUUGCUCUUCUUCAAACGCUGGCGAUGGUCCCUUGCUUUUGUCAUCUUAGCACACCUCACUACUCCACAGAAGUCGGCACUUUGGUCCGCUUGUACAGGGUGAAGUGGUACCUCUUCGCGGUGCUGCUUUUGCGGCGGCCGCAAGGCCUGCGUAUUCUGCGCGUGCCCGUAGCGCAUCGUUGCGACAGAUGCGGUUGCCGUUAUCCAACACAAAUCAAGCAGCAAAUGUUAAGAGUUGGAAUUGCCAGUUGUAGGUCUGAUCUUUGUUUGUUUGUUUGUUUGUUAAUAAUAGUCUAAUACGAAGAUGGUUGUUGAUCUUUUAUCAUUGUUGUUACAGCAUAUCGAUUUAUCUUCACGAGAGAAGCUGCUCUAAGAAUCGUUUCGCUACGACUUCCUUGUACGAUGUGAGCCAGCAGCAGAGACAGGAAGGCGAUGCUGGAUUCCAGUACCACUAUCAUGCGCCAAACCGAUCCUCUUCGAGUCGAGCACGAAGUCGAGGAUUCCUAACCGCUCGACCCUCGUCAACUUACACAAACAAUAGCGCGAAUCUUCCUGAUGUUCCACGAUGUAUGUCGGCAAGAGCUGUGAGGCCAGAAUGGAACGGAAACACCCAAGUGCGGGAUCAGUCGCUUACUCGCAAAGAGCGUCUACGAUUUCAAGCUAAUGUUGUGCCAAGACAGGGAGAAGACAAUGUGGUAUUUAAGUACUAGUUCGACAAUUCUAGUACUUUUUGCGAAGCUCAUGAUCCAUUUCUUCAGAACAAUUUGUGUAGUCAAGAGUUAGUAGUUUUUUUCGAAGAACUAUUAUUGUAUUGGUUUCCUCAUUUUCUUCAUUCUGUGCUUUAUUAAUCAACGUCAUUAUAAAAAGUGAACGAGUCAAUCAUCUCGGUUCCAACACUUUAGUAAUCAACGUCAUUACAACUGCCUGUCUCUUCAGCAUACUGCAUCCUCGAAGGCUAAGGUCGAUGUAAGGGGUCGCGCGACAUCCAUCGGCGGCUCACCGAAUGCCAGUACGAUUGCGGAUUUGUCCUCUAUUGGAGAUGCCGCUUCUCCUGUGGGUGGUGCGCCAAUUGUCCAUAGCCAUAAAGUAGCACCUCCGCUUCUGCACAACGCUUCCACGAUGUCUGACGGGGUUGUAGCGCGUAAUCGCUGGGCGAAGCAUGGGAAUUAAGGCGAGGGUUGUGAAAAAUGCAUCAUCUUCACAGGAACAAAAAGAAUACUGAGAUAGAUAAGUUGAUGAGAAAAAGUGAAUAUGGAGUAUGGCAGUUUUCCAAACAGGAAAAAAGGUUAAGAUGUGGGAUACAGUUAUUUGCUGUAGACGUUCUUACGGUCUCCUGCUCUAAUGAUUGCACCCCGCUCGUGCUCGUGAUUCAAGUGCCGGUCCUGGGCAAGGAGAGAAGAAAAAAGCUGUUCUUUGUGGCAUGCCGUCUGACGACCUGCUGCUCACCUUUGAGCGACAUCUGUUGGCGGCUGUUGGAAGCGUACUGGAAGGCAUUAGGGAAGACUCAAUGUUGGAGGACACGAAAACUCUGACCACAUCAGACGCAAAAUUGGAUUUGCCCACGAGCACCUUGUUACAAGAACGUCUCAAAAGCUUGAAGAGUUCCCCUUUGUCGCGUCCUCGCAGCAAGAGUGACAAUGUCGUAAAGAGAGAUCCAGUUUUGGCAACAGGCGUUGUAUUACGAGACGACGGUCAUCAAUCUUCAUCUUCCAUCUCGUCCAAGCAACCAGUGGGUGCACCACCACCAGCACAAGAAGAUAGUAAGGAUAGUACCUCUGUAGUUCCAGCAUCGACGACGUCGCGCGCAGCCCUUCAAGCGCUUCUGGCGGAACGACCAAGACGUGCCUCGCGAGACUGGGGCAGUGUCAGUAGCGCAGACUCACCCGGGUACGGCGGGACUAGCAUGGUCCUGGUACCUGGAAAGGCAGACUUCCAUCAGCAAAACACUAACAACAACGAUCUUAGAAAAAGUAGCAGUGAUAAUUGCGCUCAGGACGGAAUGAAAUUCUCCCCAACGACGUCACAACAACAUGCUGUCGGAGGUUCCUGCGAAGAUACGAAUAAACCAAGUACUAAUUUGAUAACUCCCGAGAAAGCAGGCAUGGCAUCGGUACGCGAACCCGCAACUGCAAUCGUGUCCAACAUUCAGCAGAUCUGUCGCCGCCACAUCCAAACGAGUCCGCCUUCUUCCCUACAGUCUCCGCCCCCAGCACCUGCGUCUUCCCCAGUAGCAGACUUGGCGUUGUUUUCCAAUAGGAUUAGCAUUUUGGAGCGGUUGCGCAUGCCGUUUCGUCGACAUAACAUCAACGGCGUGGACGACUUGCUAGGGUCCUCUUCACGGUCCGCGCACUCUACUACGCCAAGCUCCAAUGAAGGACUACUUCUACCAGAGAAAACACCUAGUACUACAGAACUGUGUCGUAGUAGCACCACCAGGAUGGGAGGAGGAGGAGGACUUUCUCGGACAAAUCCGUCUGCACCAACUGUGGGCCAUCAAACGACGGCUAACUUGCUGAACAACUACCAAGCCCCUCCACCAGUGACCAUGCGACAAGUGAGCGUGGUGCGGUCUAAAGGGCGAUGCGUGUCCACUUUUGGAACUAGCAGUCGCUUUCCAUCCCAUCAUGACGAUACUCGCGCGUUGCGUUCGAGCUCUUCUUCGGUCAAUGCCCGUCGUCGAGCCGAGAGCGGCAGUCGAACACGAGAACAACGUUCAGCGCACUAUGUUGCUGGUUCAAGUCAACAUAGUAGUGUGGCACGUGGUUUGGCAGCAGGAGGUGAGCUGAAAACAAGUCCCAGUCAACAACAACAACAGUUAGGCGGCGAAGAAAAGACUAGAUCCUAUUCACGAGGAACUAGGGGAGUGCUAACGAAGAGCACCCUGAAGCCGCCACCAUUCUCACCGCGCAUUGAGGAAUGGUGUACUACUUCUUUAAACACUGGAGACCAUGACAAAGGAAAAAAGUCUACUAGUCGUGGUAGUUUUGGCGUGGUUGUCGACAACAAGAAGAAUCGUGUCGACGAGCAGUAUGGCCGUAGGCGGUCAUCAGAGAUAUCGAAUGCGACUACAACUUCCAGUCUAGAGCAACAAGAAAAGAAUGGGUCUGAUGAAUUCGGGUACGAACAGAAGAUGAUGCAACAGCUGCACCAACAUGCACUCCAGCAACAGCGAAGUAGAGGGGAUCAUCUCAGUGCCUUGACUGGUAGCAGCAACCCAUGUCUUGUAGAGACGAGCAUUCCCUCUAGGCGUCAUCGUUCUGCUAAGCCUGUUAAUUAUACUAAUAGGCAAACGACGACUAGCAGCGCUACUAGAAACGUCAACAUGUCUAAAAACACUGAGGAAGCAGAUGCUAUGUCUCAAAUGGCAAUCUUGGCGAAGGAAAUCACUGAAAAGAUUAACAAUUUCAAGGCUCUAUCGGCUCACACUUCACGCCUAGCGGAGGAAUCUAUUCGAGAGACAGGCAGAAGCAGUCGUGGCUCUGAUCAUCAGAUUCCGUUUUUGGGAGUGCAACAUAGUACGGGAAGUGCGGGGUCGAAUCCUACUAGCUCUAUGGGUGGAGCCCCGUUGCGGCCACCAAGGUGUCCCGAGUUCGCGCCGCGUGACCGCGUAGGAUCAAGCACUAGUGCAGUGCGCACCACAACAACCACAACAACUUCGCGUCGUACGUUUAGUACCGCAGCACGCGCGGUGGCUACUGCGCGCAGCGGGAGCAUGGGGGGAGCGAGUAAGGUUGCAGCAACAUCAGCGUCCUCCUCUGUGCAACCGUCGCGUGUGCACACCUCACGGCCAUUGUUUGGAAAAACUACACUGCGCGGCUCAAGUGUACGCGGCCCGAGUGCACGUGGUGCGAGUACACAUAGUCGUGCAAGCGUUCGCGAUGCGAGUGCAAAUGCUGGAACUGUUGCGACCUCGUCAGGUGCCACAACAGCGGCUGUCAGUGGUCCUGCAGUCGGCGAGACGCGUGGACGAGGACAACGAGAUGCGAAGCAAGCCUUUUUUGACCGUUUGCAUAGUGGGGGUGAUCGUCGUGGAGACUGGAGGCGCCCGUCUGUACAACAUCAUACAUCUAGUACUACUUCCGCAAUGAGCAAAGAGAACGUCCAACAGCCUGUUGUAGAAGAUUUACCUGAGGACGAAACAUUAGCCGGUCUCUGUGCUGACGAUGCUUCGCCGCUCACUGAUAUCGCCUUUGAAAGACGAGAGUCAGCCGGAGACUCACUUGUUGCUACAGAGUUGUGUGGUGGUGCGCGGGUAGAGGACGCAUCACCUUUGGAGAACGACAUCUAUUUGGUGCAAGUGGCUGCACAAGAAGAGCAAGUUGAACGCGAUGAAGCAUUCGAUGGAAAUGCUUAUGAGCAACCGUCUAGUUGUACGACGAAGAACACUUGCACAUUUUCAGAUGCUGCACAACAUUCAAAAAGCAAUUAUAAAGCAGUAGAAAAACAAGUUUUAUUCUACGGAAAAGGGGACCGAGAAGCCAAGUCAACAGCUCCGUCAACGCACACACCAGUCUCAGAGCACAGUACACAGGUCGGCGACCACGACUCCGAGUACACGACUUCUGUAGCGCCUUCGCCUGUCGAAGUCCUGCACCAGCCAGUAGUGGCAGAAAGAAACGGCGCAGCACUAGAAGGGAACGUCGUAAACGCCGUAGAAUGCAUCAAGGAAGAAAACGAGACCGAGAACGACUUUGUAUUUCACCCAGAAAGAUCAUCUGCUAGUAGUGGAGAAGAUAGCAGGGAAGAUGUAGUAGAUGCAGAGGCGAACGAGAUGUUGGAAGUAGCGCCAGCGCCACUAUGCGGCAGCGAGACGAUGAUCAUGUCAGCGGAGCCGAGUCCUAGUAUUAAGAGUCUUAAUUUGAAGUUUAAUUCGUAGUUUUUGAUACAAAUAGAGACCGCCUGCAUGUUGUCUCUCUUCGUCUUGUCUAGAAGGAACAAUUGGCGGAAUACGUUGAUGGCUCAAGCACUGGGACCCUGGUGCUUAAAGAGAUGUUGGAAAUGAUAUUGCCACGGUCUCUACGAACAAGUUAAUUAAUUGUUUGAAAGGGCGGUGGCAUAUAGUCCUAACGCAAAAAAAAAAAUUUACGGUGAUCAAGAAUGACCAUAACAGGGGCACACACAUGACAAGAGUCGUAAGCGUUUCUAAUAUCAAGGAAGUAGAGUCGUGCUCUUGGAAUAUGGUGUCCGCUUCGCCCCAGAGUACCGAAUGCAGAACCUUCGAAUUGGGCCUGACAGAAGUCCUUAUGGAGGCUACUGGGUUCUUGAACUACCAAUGAGGUGAAAGGUUCAAGGGAGAUUGAAGAUCCAUGAAUUCUUAGAUUCACACCUCGACAGGCUACCACUACUACUGCUAGCCAGGGGACCUCUUUGCAGUACCUAAAACGACACGUAGAGGAACCUGCUCCACCACCAUCUCUUUCCUGUCUAAUCUUUCCACAAAAAGCCGAGGCCAGGAGUCACUACAGAGCUCGGGGAUGGGGAAGGAUACGAGGACAGUGAGCCGCAGACCUCGUGAUGAGCAGCGGGAAGAGGCGAAACGCGAGUGGGAAGCGCGAUGGCGACAACAUGUUCAAGACAAGUUAUGCACAACAUGAUAGCGACAUAAUGCUGAGCAUUAUUGGAUUGGUUGCUGUCGUCCUCGUUCUAAGUAGUCCAUGUAGCCAAUGCUAUCUGACUGUAACUAGCAGUAGAUGCAGGCUGCAUUUUCCACCAUUGUAGCUGGUCUCCUCUAAGGCCCUCAGCGGAUCCGGCAGUGUUGAAGGAACUCUUGCAGACAUCGGCGAAUUUCGAAGAACAGUUACUCGAAGCCGAGGUUGUCAGAUACACGCCUAGCUCGAGUCUCGAAAAUCUGUUGUUGCGACGUCAACUGGGAUUGCGAAGUUAG
Amoebophrya sp. A25 is the source of this 9610-nucleotide messenger RNA. The record is from the annotation of a GenBank genome assembly. Lineage: Eukaryota; Dinophyceae; Syndiniales; Amoebophryaceae.